This is a messenger RNA of Saccharomycodes ludwigii, 1209 nucleotides long. RefSeq lists its product as uncharacterized. NCBI's taxonomy places the organism in Eukaryota, Fungi, Ascomycota, Saccharomycetes, Saccharomycodales, Saccharomycodaceae. The transcript has a single exon. The coding region runs from base 1 to 1209 and encodes 402 amino acids. The record is from RefSeq and is a predicted model, not a curated record.
AUGUGUUAUAUAAGCCAAUUAAAAUGUGAAAGUUGUAAAAUAUAUAACAAUUAUACAGACCUUCAAUUUUGCACAUACUGUAAAUUGAUACAAUGCAAAUAUUGUUGCAGAAGCACAGAUACAAACUGUUUUGUAUAUAAAUAUUGUAAAUAUUGUCACUACAUACAACAAGAUAGUCCGACGAGAUUUAACAAUCAGGGAAACUAUGUUUCAUUAAAUAACUACAACAAAAACUAUAGAAGACACGCUAACAUCGACAGAAGAGCAGAAAAAGAAUAUUGCCCUCAUUGCUUUAGUUGUCCCAACUGUGAAAAUUUACGUUUAUCACAAUCCAGUGCUACUGUUACUACUAUUCCUCAGAAUUCUGAAAUAGUUAAACUUUGUUGUUAUAGGUGUGGUUUUAAAUACGAGGGAAGCAGUGACAUUAAUACAAUUUAUCACCAAUUAUAUUCCAAAUUUUAUGAUUUACUGCAUUAUUUUACGACUGAUAGAGACGACAAUCAUGAUAACACCAUUUUAGAGGUUAAAAAUGAUCAUCACGCCAUUACACCUGGAUUAAUUGAAUUGCAAAACUGUUAUUUGCUUCAAUGCAUAUCAUGCGCAGAAAUAUUGGAAUAUAUGGCACUGAGCGCAUCUAAAGUGACCUUCCCCCUUACUAAUUCGAUCGUGACGCAAACUUUUCCAAUUCCGUUAUGCUUCAUAGUUUCGGUUCAGGAAAAAAAUACCUCUGCUGUUAGACAAGAUUUGUUGAAAAUACAAUUAAAUGUACUUAACGAAACCUCAUAUCAUGGUAUGUUUGAUAUUGAAAUUAUUAAGUCUGUUGGAAUGUUUAUUAAAACUAAAAAUAUUACAAUAGAGCUAAAAACUAAUGACACUUCUCAGGAUAGAAAACCGGCAACAAACAUUCUUUUGCUAUUAAGUACGCUGCCUCGAUAUAAAUUGGAAGCCAAUAAUACAAAACUAAUACGAAGAGAAAACAUCAGAAGAUCUACAAAUGGUUUUGGUUGCAAUAGAAAUACUGAUCAAAUCGAAUACGGGAAUGGGUAUAUAUUAAUGCCAAUUUCAUUAGAUCCUGAUGUGGCUAUUUCAGAAAUUUAUUUGGAAUUGAAAGUGCGACCAGUGGUAUCCUCAGAGUCUUCUUUUCUUUCCUCGAGUUCCAGUAGUGCAUUUACUAUGUAUUAUAAUUAUAAAUUUUAUAAAAUACGCUAA